GAAGAAGUGAGGCGGGCGUUGGGACGGAAAUAACAUUUACAAACGGGAAGUGUGGCAGUCUCCCCACCGAACUGCCAGCGGGAGCCAUGGAGGCCUACGAACAGGUCCAGAAGGGGCCCCUGAAGCUGAAAGGCGUUGCAGAGCUCGGCGUGAACAAGCGGAAGAAGAAAAAGAAGGACAAGGACAAGGCGAAACUUCUGGAAGCCAUGGGAACAAGCAAGAAGAACGAAGAGGAGAAGCGGCGCUGCCUGGACAAGCGGACGCCGGCCCAGGCGGCCUUCGAGAAGAUGCAGGAGAAGCGGCAAAUGGAGAGGAUCCUGAAAAAAGCAUCCAAAACCCAUAAGCAGAGAGUGGAGGACUUCAACAGGCACCUGGACACCCUCACAGAGCAUUAUGAUAUCCCCAAAGUCAGCUGGACCAAGUAGAUCCUGGCCCUGGCUGUGGAGGAGCAUCGAGGGAGAGCAGAAGACAAAGUCGGGAUUGUUUGGUUGCUUUGGUAUUUUCCGGAAACAUUCUUUUAUACCCAUGCCUCUUCUGCUGACACAGUGCUUUUCAAAACUCUGUCCCCUCAAUCUAGAACUUGAUUAAAGUAAGACUGCCCUUUUAUUUAAUUUUGGUCUUUUUGGUAGCACAUUGACGGUAACCCUUUUUAGUUUGAAUUGGAAAGUUCUGGAGAUGCUAACCUCAGACUCACUGUAUGAGUGUCGUGUUAAAGUUUUGAGAGUGGCAUCUGACACUCUGAGGCCAGCCAGCUGUCUUUGCCUGGAUGAGCUGGACUGCAGAGGACGAGAAGCUGGCCUGGCCCGGCCCGCACCACGCAGACCCUGCAGACCCACCCGGGCUGCUCUGACUGGGGACUUACAUUCUCUGGCCCAGGCACUGAGGAGCCCUGUGCAGCCUUGUGGCCUUCAGGAUGCCUCCCCGGCCACCUGAUGCCAUGCAGCCCGGUAGCAGAGCAGCCACCCAGGGCAGGGAUGGUCAUGAAUGUGUGCCUUGUCCCCUUUUAAGCCGGUGGCCUAUUUUCAGUCUCUCCCCCCAGUGAAUGCUUUCUGGACGCAUUUGAUGGUGUUGCCUUGGCAGAUGUUGCUGAUUGGCUGCAGCGCUCUCUCUAAUGGAAUCUGGGCACAGUCUCGCACACAGCCCUCAUCCUGGAGCUCCAUGUGUGUAUUCAGAGGUGGCAUGUCACAUGGAGCCUCUGGUUCCUGACCUCGGACCCUCAUGGGGGACCAACCAGGGCAGAGCCCAGCCCAGAGAGACAGGUGCAGAGGAGCAGCAGGGCCCAGGUCCGAAGGCUGAAGAGCUCAAGUCUCGGAAGGUCUGUGUGCACCACAGGAGGAUCAAAUGGCAGCAUGUAAACUACAGAAUAAAGCAGAACCGCUAUUAAAAUGGAA
This is a messenger RNA of Ictidomys tridecemlineatus (thirteen-lined ground squirrel), 1391 nucleotides long. RefSeq names its product family with sequence similarity 32 member A (gene Fam32a). The record is from RefSeq and is a predicted model, not a curated record. Lineage: Eukaryota; Metazoa; Chordata; Mammalia; Rodentia; Sciuridae. Gene Ontology annotation, cellular component: nucleolus.